Molecule: messenger RNA, 861 nt
Organism: Caenorhabditis remanei
Lineage: Eukaryota; Metazoa; Nematoda; Chromadorea; Rhabditida; Rhabditidae
Exons: 4
Coding region: 1-861 (286 amino acids)
Source: RefSeq, a predicted model, not a curated record
AUGAGUGCCUACUGUAUUGCGUUCCUCCUUAUUCUUAUCACUGGUACUGAAACAUGCAGUGAUUCUGCUUCCAACUGCGCUAACUGGGUUGCAAACGGAUUUUGCACAUCAACUUUUUACACCACCGCUCAAAAAACUGAGUACUGUGCAUCGUCAUGCGGGUUGUGCUCUUCUUCUUCCUUCUCUUCCACCACAGCUUCAUCUUCCUCCUGCACAGAUUCCAGUUCUAGCUGUACUUCAUGGGCUGCUAAUGGAUUUUGCACUUCUACUUUCUACACAACCGCCCUGAAAACCCAAUACUGUGCGUCUACUUGCUCCUUGUGCUCUGAUUCUAGUUCAUCUUCUUCUUCAUCUUCUUCAUCAUCAAGUGCUACAACUUCUGCCUCGUCUUCUUCCUCUUCAUCGUCAUCCUCUUCCUCUGCUACCACAUCAUCAUCAGAUUCUACAACUGCUAACACUGAAUCUACAACUUAUUCUUCGACAUCGUCAGAUUCCUCAUCAUCAUCAUCUUCUUCUGAUUCUUCUUCCUCAUUCUCAUCCUCAACAUCCACUGCUACCACAUCUGCCACUACCUGCACUGAUUCAUCCUCGAGUUGCUCUUCCUGGGCUGCCAAUGGUUUCUGCACAUCUUCGUUCUACACCACUGCUAUCAAAACUCAAUACUGUGCUUCUACAUGCUCUCUAUGUUCUUCCUCGGAUAGUUCGUCUUCAAGUUCCAGUUCCACUGCAUCCACCUCGUCUACCUGCACAGAUUCGGCGUCUGCAUGCUCUUCCUGGGCUGCCAGUGGAUACUGCACCAACAGUUUUUACACCGAUGCUCAACGAAUCCUCUACUGUGCGAAAACCUGCGGAUUGUGUUAA